This is a messenger RNA of Dalotia coriaria, 2069 nucleotides long. It is a transcript of the gene muc, whose product is annotated as dihydrolipoamide S-acetyltransferase muc. The transcript is spliced from 6 exons. Gene Ontology annotation, biological process: pyruvate decarboxylation to acetyl-CoA. NCBI's taxonomy places the organism in Eukaryota, Metazoa, Arthropoda, Insecta, Coleoptera, Staphylinidae. The record is from RefSeq and is a predicted model, not a curated record. The coding region runs from base 318 to 1832 and encodes 504 amino acids. Gene Ontology annotation, molecular function: dihydrolipoyllysine-residue acetyltransferase activity.
GGAGCGACCUACUGAGCGCGUCGCGAUCACAUGGUUCACGCGCGUCAUCAAACACCACGCACCGUCACACGCCAGCACCGUGUGCACAUACAGCCUAGCAGGCACACCAGGCAAACGCGCUCCGUGCGACUAUCGCGUGGGCCGGUUCCUGCUCUCCGCGCGACGUAAGUCUUCCAAAUGACCUCAGCGGCUCGGUCAAAAUAAGUCGCCCUCUAAUCGGCCCGCAGGAAACCCGUCAACGUGGUCGGCCCUCUCGUCGCAGACGUCGUCUUCCGCCAGCGCGCACCACCACCACCCAGUGCAACAGGCGCCACAGGAUGUUCCGCACGCUCGUCGUCCGAGGCCUCCUGGCGCGACAAGCCCCACAGCAGCGCCGUCGGCUCUUCAUCAACGGCUUCCGCACAUUCAUGCUGCAGAGCUAUCGCCGCUCGCUGCUAGUCACAUCAACAAGAGCGAACGAUUCGCAAAUAUGGCCCGCAAACAAUUCACACCGCUACUAUUCCUCGUCAUACCCAGCGCACACCAAAGUGGUGCUGCCGGCACUCAGUCCCACCAUGGAGGAGGGCACACUCAUUAGUUGGGCCAAGAAAGAGGGCGACAAGCUCAACGAGGGUGACCUCCUCGCCGAAAUCGAAACGGACAAGGCCACCAUGGCGUUUGAGACCCCCGAGGAAGGUUAUCUCGCCAAGAUACUAAUUCCUGCUGGGUCCAAGGGCGUUCCGAUCGGCAAGCUGGUGUGUAUUAUUGUAGAGAACGAGGCCGACGUGGCAGCGUUCAAGGACUUCAAAGAUGACUCUCCAGCACCGGCGAAAGCCGCCACCGCCGCCGCAACGCCCACGGAGGCUCCGGCAGCACCAGCCGCGCCUCCACCACCACCGCCACCUGCGCCAGUGCAGCAAGCGCCGCCUCCAGCCGCCCCCAAGGAGGCGUCCGCUCAAGGUACACGCGUUUACGCGAGCCCCAUGGCGAAACGCCUUGCCGAGCAAAGACAGAUUCGUUUACAAGGAAAAGGUACAGGUCUGUUUGGUUCGAUAACAUCAUCUGAUCUUGAUCAAAUGCCAGCAGGAGGAGCGGCGGCGCCGGCAGCGGGACCACCUUCGAUGGGGGCGCCUCGGAUUCAAACAACCGCGGGAAAUUCCUACAUUGAUAUUCCUAACUCAAACAUGAGAGCUACCAUUGCCAAACGCCUUACACAAUCCAAGUCAAUGAUUCCGCACUUUUAUAUCUCCGCCGAGGUGAGUCUGGACACCAUCAAUAAACUGCGUAAAAAAAUCAACAAGCAGAAAGAGAAGGAGGGUGUCCGUCUGAGUGUCAACGACUUCGUCGUCAAAGCCACUGCCAUGUCCAACGUAGCCGUUCCCGAAGCCAAUUCCUAUUGGAUGGACUCCGCUAUUCGGCAGUUCGCGAAUGUGGACGUCAGCGUAGCGGUGGCGACCGAGAGCGGGCUGAUCACGCCAAUUGUCUUUGAGGCCAACCGUAAGGGUGUUCUUGAGAUUAGUAAGGAGGUUAAGUCGUUGGCUAAGCGCGCCCGCGAGGGUAAACUGCAGCCGCAGGAUUACCAAGGUGGCACCGUCACUGUUUCCAAUCUGGGUAUGUUCGACGUGAAGUUCUUCACCGCCAUUAUUAAUCCGCCCCAGAGUAUCAUCCUUGCGGUCGGCACCGGCAUGGAUAAACUCGUUGAAGAUCCAAAUGCGCCUAAUGGAUUCAGGACGACAAACACGAUGAUGGUGACACUCAGCUGCGACCACCGAGUGGUGGACGGCGUCGUCGGUGCGAGAUGGCUGCAAGCAUUCCGCCAAUAUCUGGAGGAUCCUGUAACGAUGGUGCUCUGAGAGUGUGCGUCGGGUGGCAUCGUUCUUUUUUAAAUUAGGCUCCUGUAUCGGUGCGAUAUCGGUGCAUACACAGUGUACACACAUUUGAUAUUUAUCGUGGGUUUGUAAAUAAUUGCAAGUUGCUAUCUGCGGAGAUUGGUGCGUUCGAGCCGGCUCGAGACACCAUUGCAAAACGCAUUUUUGUUUUCACAAAACCAACCGCAUUUUGUAUAAAUAAAUAGUUGUUCGAUUAUCGCA